Owenia fusiformis is the source of this 892-nucleotide messenger RNA. NCBI's taxonomy places the organism in Eukaryota, Metazoa, Annelida, Polychaeta, Sabellida, Oweniidae. The record is from the annotation of a GenBank genome assembly.
GGGCGUGACUUGUUUGACAUUUUGUGUUUGCUGACGGUUGCACACAUAUUAUCAGUUAUAUUUAUAAUGCUCUUCCUUCUUUCAAAUGUAACCAAGCUGAAAACAUGUUGGUCUACAUUUGUAAUUCAAGUAUUAUCAUUAAUAAAUAAAUAAAUAAAAUAUGAUUUAAAAAAAGUUAAACUAUGCCAAAACAAAUGAGCAGACAAGCCUGUGAAGCUAUAGAAGACCUACAUGCGCCAACAUUAAGGAAAAAACGAACAGAACUAGGGAUAAAGGCUCCUCUCAUGUUUAGUAAAGCUACUUUGUUGAAACUUUACAAACAAAACAAGGGCAAUGGCAACGAUGUUUCUAAUAGGGCAUCUGAUGUAACUGAGGAACUAAUGGCGCAUCUGUAUCCAAUACUAAUGAUGAAGAGGCUGAUAUCACAGCAUUGGGGAGUACAUCGUCCCAGAGCAUUACUUAAAACCAAGGGGAACUACUGUUUGAGGCUAUAAAUAGUCUAAAGGACAUGGUUGCAUCACAGAAAACGUCAAGUUCUCGUAUACUGAUUUCUGAGGAUAACUGACAGAUUAAUGGAGAGGCAUCACCUGAUAUGGGUCUUGGCUUGCAUGGCGUUCUGAUGGAGAACAUACAAAAUAUAGAUGUAAUUUUGAACAGCCUCGGGAGAUCUAUCAUAGAAGGUAUAGAGGUUCUUGUACCUGACAUUUCAAAAUUUGGGAAAGUUAUUUUACGUUAUUUGAUAAAAAGAUGUGAAUGAUGUUGCACUAGAUAAAAUAACUGAAGAAAUGGUUUGGAAUGAAACUGUCAACUAUUCUUGGGGAAUUUGACGGGAUCUUCUAAUAAACCUUGUUAAUGAAUCAAUAAACAGACUGAAUUAAACUGAAUUAAAAAA